Anisakis simplex (herring worm) is the source of this 867-nucleotide messenger RNA. The record is from the annotation of a GenBank genome assembly. Lineage: Eukaryota; Metazoa; Nematoda; Chromadorea; Rhabditida; Anisakidae.
CCGUCCAAACAGCAACUCUCACAACAAAUCUCAUCCACUGUCCAACAACCCCAACAACAAGUUGAGAGUGUAUUUUUGCGACCUCAAAUGUCUCAGACAAACGCACAAACCGGAUUGACAAUGCCUCAGCCUCAAACUCUGAGUGUUCAGCAGUCAAUUUCGAACCAGCCCGAAUCUCAGCUUAUCUAUACCCAGCCCCAAUCGGCCGCCUCAAUUCUCGAACCGAGUCAACAAUAUCCACAAUCACAACUUGAAACGGUCUACGCAAGAUCUGGAGUCACACAAAAUAUUCCGCAGCCAGAAACUAUUAUAUCGCAACGCCAAGUUACUUCUGUCGGAUCACAGCCUCAAUCUGAGCUUUCCAUGCCUCAGCAAUCUCAGAUUAUCUCUGCUGAGCAACUUCAAUCGCAGCAUCCAUCAAUCUUAUCAUAUGCACCUGAGCGUCAACCUAUGGAGUAUUCAGGAUCAAUUCAACAACCACAACAACAACAGCAAAUGCAAAUCCAAGCACCUACAAUUCAAGAGUAUUCCAACUCGCAAUUUGUUCACGCUGGUGCAGGCUCAGUGCAACAAGCGGAAAUAAAAUGUCCUCCAGGAUCAUGUCCUCAAGCGCCAUGUCCUUGCGGAAACAAUCGAAUUUCAGAGCAGGAAUCCCAAUCACUUCAACGAAACCAGCAACUGAACCAGCAGCAGUAUCAAUAUCAACAACAAGCACCCACCCAACUAUCAGUCAGUAGCAUUUCUCCUCAACAAGGACAAUCUUCACCUCAGAUCGAAGUACUGCAAUCUAUCGGUUCACAGUCUACGUCAACGUCAUUCGCAUCACAACAAUGCCAACAAACUUGUCAAAUGAGUAAACUCUUCUGA